Messenger RNA from Rana temporaria (common frog), 1124 nucleotides. It is a transcript of the gene NXT2, whose product is annotated as nuclear transport factor 2 like export factor 2. The transcript has 4 exons. Lineage: Eukaryota; Metazoa; Chordata; Amphibia; Anura; Ranidae. The record is from RefSeq and is a predicted model, not a curated record. Bases 100 to 525 code for a protein of 141 amino acids. Gene Ontology annotation, biological process: protein import into nucleus. Gene Ontology annotation, cellular component: nuclear pore central transport channel.
ACGGGAACUUGUUUCUGGGAGGAUCAUUUCGGAGUCGGACAGGAAAGCUGAGCGUGUUGGUGGUGGAGUCCGGAAGUGGAAAGUGGAAAGUUUGGAGCGAUGGCUGCCACCUCAGAUUUCAAGACUGAUGUGGAUUUGGCAACCAGAGCAGCAGAAGGAUUUGUUAAUCUUUAUUAUGAAACUUUUGAUAAAAGGAGAAGACAAUUGACCAAGUUGUAUAUGGACACUGCUACAUUAGUCUGGAAUGGAACCCCAAUAUCUGGACAAGAGGCUCUGGUUGAGUUCUUUGACAUGUUGCCAUCCAGUGAAUUUCAAGUCAACAUGUUUGACUGUCAGCCUGUUCAUGAACAAGGGACUCAAGGACAGAAGACUGUGCUGGUUGUUACUCAGGGCAGUGUGAAGUUUGAAGGAAAUAAAAAUCGUUGCUUCAAUCAGAACUUUUUAUUGACCCUCCAUACGUUACCAUCUAACAGGCUGUGGAAGGUUGUCAGCGACUGUUUCCGCUUUCAGGACUGGGCCAGUUAAAGUCAACCAGCUAACAACUUUAUUUAAAACAAACCCAUACUUGGUAAAAUGAAAAACUACUAGUAUUGUAAAGCAGUGCCUUCAUGUACCUUUUGGAUAUUCCAUGAAGCUGUUCCAGCUUAAUAAAAAAUAAAAGUAUGUAUCUGUGCCAUAGCCCAGAUUUUUGUUAAGAUGCUUGAAUUCUUGCCAAUCCUAGUAGCAGUUUACAAAUUUUAUUCUGAGCAGAAGUUACUCUAAAGCAAAGAUGACCAGACCUUAAAGUGGUUGUAAACCCUAUUGUUUUUUCCAGAAUUACAAACGGGUUUAUAUUUAUCUGCUCUGUCCAAUGAUUUUGCACAGAGCAUCUCGAAACUCCUCUUCUGGAGCCCCCUGCCAGCACUCUUAGCUCCUCCUCUUGUGUGUUCUUCCAAUGCAAGCUGUUUGCUAUGGGGCCACUCAUGCUGACACGCUCCUGAACUGAGCAUGUGGGCUCCAUUGACACCAAAUUGGCAUAAAUAACAGUUGACUGUAUAUAUGUAUGUUUGUUUUCAUUUUUUUUUUUUAAGUUGUAUAUGUUUUCUAUCGUAAGGCUGAUAAAGAAAUGAUUUUUUUUUAAAUCA